CCCUCCCGUGUGCCGCACGUAAACACGUUCCAGGAGAAACCUGUGCUCCGCUGAAACUUGGUUCCGACCUCUUAACAUGGCGUCAGCAAUGCUCAAGGUUGCAGCAGCAGGCGUUUCCAGGUGUUUCACUCUCCUGAGGGGUGUCUCCACGACAACGCCGCUCUGCCAGGGCGUCCCCGGGGCCGUUUGGAAGCUGGGGAAGCUGAACCAUAUUGCCAUCGCUGUGCCCGACAUGGAGAGGGCCACAGCUCUUUACCGUGACGUGCUCGGGGCAACAGUAAGCGACAAGGUGCCCCUUCCUGAGCACGGGGUGUACACUGUGUUUGUGGAGCUUGGCAACACAAAGCUGGAACUGCUCCAUCCUUUGGGGGACAAGAGCCCCAUCUCUGGUUUCCUGCAGAAGAACAAGUCUGGAGGGAUGCAUCACAUUUGCAUCGAGGUUGAUGACAUUAAAGCUGCUGUGGCGGACAUGAAAGCUAAGAACAUCAGGACUCUGUCAGCAGAGCCUCGUAUCGGCGCUCACGGGAAGCCUGUCAUGUUUCUUCAUCCUAAAGACUGUGAUGGUGUGCUGGUUGAGCUCGAAGAAGCAUAAGCAUCUGUGCCUGGAACCAGGAGAAAACCUCCAUUUACAUGUAUAUAUUCCACUAAUGUGCAUUGUUCCUUCUAACACUUCUCAUUUCACUUCCUUUUUUUUUUCUUCUUCUCAUAUUCUCAUUCAUAUUUUCAUUUUGUAUUUAAAAAAAAUCGACACUCAAAGCCCACAUGGACGUACAAAAACACAAACAGUAGGCAGACAGGUUUUCCAUCAUUUUAAACUAAAUGUCUUAUGAUGUUCCCAAGCUUCCAACAAAAAAUUUGCCCUUCUAAAUUGUUGGAAAAAUAAACACAUACAUAAACACAUUAAACUUCAAAAAAAAUGUUUCAAUCUGUCUUCAUCUGACAUAUCAAACAAGAAUAAACAAAAAUGAACCAGAAAACAGUUCACUUCUCAGAUCGUGAUGGUGGAACAAUAAAACAAAAAAAUAUUUUUUUUGCAUUUUUGUGUUUGCAAAGGGAGCAUCUGUUUAAAUUUUAAAAUGUUGUCUCAAGAUAAUGUUUGAUUUUUGUGUAAAUAGCAGUAAAGAUUCUAUUUUGAGCAUCAA
This is a messenger RNA of Oryzias latipes (Japanese medaka), 1142 nucleotides long. It is a transcript of the gene mcee, whose product is annotated as methylmalonyl CoA epimerase. The record is from RefSeq and is a predicted model, not a curated record. Gene Ontology annotation, biological process: L-methylmalonyl-CoA metabolic process. NCBI's taxonomy places the organism in Eukaryota, Metazoa, Chordata, Actinopteri, Beloniformes, Adrianichthyidae. Gene Ontology annotation, cellular component: mitochondrion. Gene Ontology annotation, molecular function: methylmalonyl-CoA epimerase activity.